Molecule: messenger RNA, 903 nt
Organism: Euleptes europaea (tarantolino)
Lineage: Eukaryota; Metazoa; Chordata; Lepidosauria; Squamata; Sphaerodactylidae
Product: gastrula zinc finger protein XlCGF7.1-like
Exons: 1
Source: RefSeq, a predicted model, not a curated record
AUGCAGAAAGAGGAUGUAUAUUCAGAUGAGAAAGACCAAUUCGAACAUUGUGAUGCACUGAGGAAUGAGGAGGGAAAGCAUCCAUAUAAAGGGAGAAAUACUUCUGGUCUUGUAUCAGAAGGAGAAUCUCUACCGCAAAAAAUCUACAAACAACAGAAUGGGAAUAAGUGCACUGCAAGCAGGGAAAUUCUUAAUAUCCAAUGGAACACCUAUGGCGGAAGAAAAAUCUAUAAAUGCCUGGAGUGUGAGAAAAUAUUCAAGCGAAAACGCUCAUUAACUUUCCAUCACAGGAUUCAUACUGGUGAGAAACCAUUUAAAUGCCUGGAAUGUGGGAAAAGCUUCAGUCACAGUUCGAAUUUUACUGUCCAUCAAAGAAUUCACAGGGAGGAGAAGCCAUAUAAAUGCCUAGAGUGUGGAAAAAACUUCACCCGAAAACAUUUAUUAACCUCCCAUCAUAGGAUUCAUACAGGUGAGAAACCAUUUAAAUGCCUCGAGUGUGGGAGAAGUUUCAGUUGGAAUAAAAGCCUUAGUGAGCAUCAAAGAAUUCACACGGGGGAGAAACCUUAUAAAUGCCUAGAGUGUGGGAAAAGCUUCAGUUGGAAUCAAAGCCUUAGAGAGCAUCAAAGAAUUCACACAGGGGAGAAACCAUAUAAAUGCCUAGAGUGUGGGGAAAGCUUCAGUUGGAAUAAAAGCCUUAGUCAACAUCAAAGAAAUCACACAGGGGAGAAACCUUAUAAAUGCCUAGAGUGUGGGAAAAGCUUCAGUUGGAAUCAAAGCCUAAGAGAGCAUCAAAGAAUUCACACAGGGGAGAAACCUUAUAAAUGCCUAGAGUGUGGGGAAAGCUUCACUUGGAAUAAAAGCCUUAGUCAACAUCAAAGAAAUCACACAGGGGAGAAACCUUAU